This is a messenger RNA of Purpureocillium lilacinum, 2418 nucleotides long. RefSeq names its product protein kinase. Gene Ontology annotation, molecular function: ATP binding; protein serine/threonine kinase activity. NCBI's taxonomy places the organism in Eukaryota, Fungi, Ascomycota, Sordariomycetes, Hypocreales, Ophiocordycipitaceae. Gene Ontology annotation, cellular component: cytoplasm. The record is from RefSeq and is a predicted model, not a curated record. Gene Ontology annotation, biological process: intracellular signal transduction; regulation of MAPK cascade; protein phosphorylation.
AUGGCCAUCUCCCCAGUUCGUAGCACCGCCACCUCGACCUACUCGGGCUCGACCAUCUCACUGCCGAUCGCCCGCCAGCAAUCCAAUAACAUGGAUGGCAUGGGCGGGGUGGCCGUCAAGAAGGAAGGCUGGGCGUCGGUCAAGGAGAGCAAAAACUUCAUCCAGCCGUGGAAGCAAAAGUACCUGAUUCUUCGCAAAGAAUCGCUUGAUUUCCACAAGACCGAGGGCGGCAAGGUUGCCUACACUCUAUACCUCAAGGACGUCGUCAACGUGGGCAGAGUCGAGCAAGCAGGCACCAUUUUCGAGAUCAAGAGGAAGGCUGACGGCGCCUCGACCAGCCCUGGCGACGACGACGGCCAGACCAGGACGUUGCAGAUCAAGGUCAAAAGCGACGACGACUUGUACGAGUGGAUCGACUUCAUCUACGGCGCGUGUCCCGGCAUGGGUGGCGUCAGCAACCCGACCAACUUCUCCCAUGCCGUCCACGUCGGCUUCGAUCCCUCAAGCGGAGAGUUCAUCGGCCUCCCUCCGGAGUGGUCGAAGCUCCUCAACUCGUCGGCCAUUACCAAGGAAGACUAUGAGCGCAACCCUCAGGCCGUCUUCGAAGUCCUUGACUUUUACACAGACCUCGCCAAGAGAGCCGAAAACCCGAAUCAGUAUUCGAGCCUCACCCCCACGCCUCCUGCCACGUCACAGAACAAGCAGCUGGGCUACGCAGCCGGCAGCUCCAUUGCACCCCCUCGUCCGGCGCCGCCCACGCCCGCCCAGCGCGGUCCGGGCUACUCGACGACUCCGCCUGGCUCGAGCGGCGCUUCCCAGAGGCGGCCGACCGUUGGAGAACACCAGCAGCAACGGCAGCAGAUGCAAGCCAUGUCACCCAACUACGUACCUCAAGAUGCCGCUAGGGACGAGCAGCGGAGGAAGCAGAUGGAGGCACAGAGGCAACGGGAGGAGCAGGAUCGGCGCGAGCUGGAAGAGUACAACGCCUCGCUGCCCAAGACCAGGGUACCCCUCGCUCAGCAGGAGAUUGGUGGUGGCUUCGGUGGUGGCGGCUCGCUGCCACAGUCCAACAGUGCCGAGAGGUUCAACCCCACGAGGGCAGCUCCCCCGGCGCCCAAGCCAAAUGGUGCCCAGUCCAACGGUCUGCGAGCUCAAAGGCCCGCUCCUCCGGCUCCUGGGUCCGGAUCUCCGAGCCGGCUACCGCAGAGCUCUCGCGAUCCGUCUAACCAAGCUCAACGGACACCCCGAGCGGACAACUCGCCGGGUCCCAACGCCAGGUACCAGAAUGGAAACCAGGCAUCUCAGCAGAGGCAGCCCCAGCCGCAGGGCCAGGGCUCUCGUCUCCCGGCUCCCGUCAAGCCUCUCAACGUGGCGCCGAAGGCGGGCCAGACACAGCCGUCGGACGGUGUCAAGGCCGCGGAAGCGGCCCUCACCGCGAAGCCGGCGCCCUCGGAGCGCAAGCAGGACGUGCGCAUGUCCACCAUGUCCGAGAACGAGGUGAUGGCAAAGCUUAAGGAGGCCGUGUCCAAAGACGACCCCAAUAUGUCAUACUCGAAGCAGAAGAAGAUUGGCCAGGGAGCCUCCGGGUCCGUGUACGUUGCGAAAAUCAAGGACACGGCCCAAGGCAUCGCCCGGGAGAUCUUGCGCCAGCAGGGCAGCCGUGCUCAGGUUGCCAUCAAACAGAUGGACCUCGCUCAUCAGCCGAGGAAGGAACUAAUCGUCAACGAAAUCAUGGUCAUGAAAGACAGCAGGCAUCGAAACAUUGUCAACUUCCUCGACGCCUUCUUGCGUAAUAAUAAUGCAGAGCUCUGGGUCGUCAUGGAGUACAUGGAGGGCGGCGCCCUAACGGAUGUGAUUGACAACAAUCCAUCCAUCUCGGAGGAGCAGAUUUCUACCAUCUGCCACGAGACGUGCCGAGGGUUGCAACACCUGCACUCGCAGAGCAUCAUCCAUCGCGAUAUCAAGAGUGACAACGUCCUCUUGGACGCGCGCGGUAACGUCAAGAUUACCGAUUUCGGAUUCUGCGCCAAGCUCACGGAGACCAAGUCGAAGCGAGCCACCAUGGUGGGCACUCCUUACUGGAUGGCACCCGAGGUGGUGAAGCAGAAGGAAUACGGGCCCAAGGUCGACAUCUGGUCUCUCGGCAUCAUGGCCAUUGAGAUGAUCGAGUCGGAGCCACCGUACCUGAACGAGGAGCCGCUCAAGGCCCUGUACCUGAUUGCUACGAACGGCACGCCGAGGCUGAAGAAGCCUGAGAAGUUGAGCAAGGAGCUGAAAGCCUUCCUCUCGGUCUGCCUGUGCGUCGACGUCAAGAGUCGAGCCUCGUCGGACGAGCUGCUGGCGCACGACUUCCUCAAGCACGGCUGCCCGCUCGGCAGCCUGGCGGAGCUGCUGGCCUUCAAGAAGCACGCGAAGUAA